GCUCCGUGCAGCGGGCAGCGCUCCGCACCGCGCGGCGCUGCGCUGGGCGCCCCGGGCGGCGGGCGCGGGGCACCAUGAUGAGCAACUACCCGGACGGCGAGGAGGACACGGUGGCGCUGCUGGCUCAUGACACCGGCGGCAGCAAGGAGCCGGAUCGGGGCAAGGAGGAGCUGAGCGCGGACAAGGGCCCCGAGAAGCCGGACCCCUCGCAGAAGCCCCCCUAUUCCUACGUGGCCCUGAUCGCCAUGGCCAUUCGGGAGAGUGCAGAGAAGAGGCUUACGCUGUCCGGGAUCUACCAGUACAUCAUCAGCAAGUUCCCUUUCUACGAGAAGAACAAGAAAGGCUGGCAGAACAGCAUCCGCCACAACCUCAGCCUCAACGAGUGCUUCAUCAAGGUGCCCCGGGAGGGCGGUGGCGAGCGCAAGGGCAACUACUGGACCCUGGACCCGGCCUGCGAGGACAUGUUCGAGAAGGGCAACUACCGCAGAAGACGAAGGAUGAAACGUCCUUUCCGGCCGCCUCCGACCCACUUCCAGCCGGGCAAGACCCUCUUCAGCCCCGACAGCUACGGCUACCUGUCCCCGCCCAAGUACUUGCAGUCCACCUUCAUGAACAACUCGUGGCCGCUGGCGCAGCCCCCGCCCAUGCCCUACACGUCCUGCCAGAUGUCUGGUGGGAACGUCAGCCCCGUCAAUGUGAAAGGACUCUCGGGCCCGGCGUCCUACAGCCCCUACUCGCGGGUGCAGAGCAUGGCGCUGCCCAGCAUGGUGAACUCCUACAACGGCAUGGGCCACCACCACCACCACCACCCGCACGCCCACCACCCCCAGCAGCUCAGCCCGGCCAGCCCCGCGCCGCCCGCGGCCCCGGCGGCAAACGGAGCCGGCCUCCAGUUUGCCUGCGCCCGCCAGCCCGCCGAGCUGUCCAUGAUGCACUGUUCUUACUGGGAGCACGACAGCAAACACAGCGCCCUGCACUCCCGCAUAGACAUCUAGGGAGGCUCCGGCCAGCCGCCGUCACAGAAAUGCACCGGCCCCGCUGCCCCUCUCCUACCCCGCCGCGUUCCCCUGCGCUCCGUGUCUCUCCUCCUCGUCUCUAGCCACGGACUUCCCUCUCUCUGUGCCCAAACUCUCGCGGUGGGGAAAUAGCAGCUUUGCCCCGCGCGUAGUGUCAGUGUAGGAGCCGUCCCUCCAUGAGAAGAAGGCAGUGUAAGUGUGGGGUUCCCCGCGGGGCUGCGCCGGGCAGCGGCGGCCGGGCCGCCUCUCUCCGGGCGAGCGGGGAUUCACCGGGAGUUUCUCUGCUCGUGUGUGUGUUUGUGAGUUGUUUGGUUUGGUGGG
Messenger RNA from Vidua chalybeata, 1337 nucleotides. RefSeq names its product forkhead box L2 (gene FOXL2). The record is from RefSeq and is a predicted model, not a curated record. Lineage: Eukaryota; Metazoa; Chordata; Aves; Passeriformes; Viduidae. Gene Ontology annotation, biological process: regulation of transcription by RNA polymerase II; cell differentiation; anatomical structure morphogenesis. Gene Ontology annotation, molecular function: RNA polymerase II cis-regulatory region sequence-specific DNA binding; DNA-binding transcription factor activity, RNA polymerase II-specific.